UAUUCAUGGAAACUAAUUCGUGUCAAGUAGGAAUUACAAGGAAUUCUACUUUUCCUUUACAUCUCGGGAAUUCUAACUUAAAUUUCCAAAUCCAUGAAUGCAUAUAACACUAACGGACAUUGUUUUUUAAACUACUGUAAUAAUAGGAAGCCUGCCUAAGAAAUGGAUCAAAAGAAAGUUAAAUCGAGUAACAAGUGUUGGUCAGUUGAAACGGGAAAAGAAAAAUAUAUUGCUGGAAUGGUUCUUAGUGCUGUCGGAGAUGCCCUCGGCUACAAAAAUGGUGCAUGGGAAUUUUGCACGCGAGGUGAUAAGAUUCAUAGAGAGUUAAAAGACAUGGGUGGUAUUAAGCGUAUUGAGGUUAGAUUACCUGACUGGACAGUUAGUGAUGACACGGUGAUGCAUUUAGCAACUGCAGACGCUCUUGUGAGACACAAAAAGUGUGAAGAUAAAGAAAACCUCUAUUCACUUCUUGCAGAUGAAUACCAAAAGUGUAUGAAUGAUAUGACAAAUCGUUCCCCUGGUGAGACUUGCAUGGAUAUGACAAGAAGGUUAAAGCCUUUCAAGGAAGCUGGAUAUCGUAUUCCGUUUAAUCCGAGAGGUGGUGGGUGUGGAGCAGCCAUGAGGUCAAUGUGUAUUGGACUGAGAUAUCCACGACCUGCUGACAUUGAGGAUCUUAUCGAAGUUAGCAUAGAAUCUGGAAGAAUGACCCAUCAUCACCCAACUGGAUAUCUCGGCUCACUUGCUUCUGCCCUUUUCACUUCAUAUGCUGUUCAAAAGAAACCAGUAAUCGAAUGGGGAAUUGGGCUGAUUAGAUGUCUAGAACUAGCUAAGCAAUACGUUUCUUCGUGCAAGGGCAUUUUCGUGGAAGAAAAUAUAAAAAACUGGGGCUAUUUUGAAAACAAGUGGAAGGCAUAUUUGAGAUUGAGAAACAUACAAGAAGGGGUGAAUAAGCCAUAUUUUCCAGGAGAUUUUGAUAAUGUCGUUAAACGAGAUCAGUUUUACACAAUGAUUAGUUACGACAACUGGGGAGGGGCAAGCGGACAUGACGCCCCGAUGAUAGCGUAUGACGCAUUACUAGCCUGCGAUGGUGAAUGGAGUACAUUAUGCGAUCGAGCCAUGUUUCACGGGGGGGACAGCGACAGCACUGGCGCUAUUGCAGGUUGUUUGUUCGGUGUUUUGUAUGGGUCCAGUGAUGUUCCAAAGUGCAAUUAUCAACAUGUCGAGUACCAUGACCGAAUCGAAAAAGUAGCUGUCGAACUUUAUGAGUUAGCUGUUUCAAAAUAAUAUGUGAAAGAAACUGCUUAAUAUUUUCAAUUGAAAGACAUUUCAAACACUUUUGAAACAAUAAUUGUGUUCCUUAAAUAUGUUCGCUUUCAAUAUGCCUCCAUUUAUAACCAUACAAGUAUAUUACAGAUUUAUUGAUGAAAAAUAUUAAGACUGUUCUCAUGAAAUCAUAUUAUUCUUUCUUUUUAUAAAGGCAAAUAAUAUUUGGACAUGUUUAAGAAAAAAGUACAGUAAAAUUGAAAUUUGAUAUAAGAAAUUCACAUGCUAUCAUUGAUGUUUUAAUGCUUUAAGUAAACAAUUUUAUUCGUCCUUUAUUUCUUUCAAGAUUAUAAUAAAAAAAUGCCUUAUCAUAUAUAUUUAUAUAUCAACACAAUUAAAUAAUAUUUAAAACAAUUAUCUAUAGUUAAUUCAGUGAUCUUUUCAAGCAUGAUUCUGUAAGCAAACUUGAGGACUAUAUACCUUACUGUUUGAGAAUAAAUGUUUUAAUCAUGCAUUAAAUAUAUAC
Molecule: messenger RNA, 1789 nt
Organism: Ruditapes philippinarum (Manila clam)
Lineage: Eukaryota; Metazoa; Mollusca; Bivalvia; Venerida; Veneridae
Product: ADP-ribosylhydrolase ARH1-like
Exons: 1
Coding region: 163-1284 (373 amino acids)
Biological process (GO): protein de-ADP-ribosylation
Molecular function (GO): ADP-ribosylarginine-[protein] hydrolase activity; magnesium ion binding
Source: RefSeq, a predicted model, not a curated record